UCUCUCCACGGGUCUCUGGUCUCUCCGGGUCUCUGGUCUCUGGUCUCUCCCCGGGUCUCUUUGGUCUUUCUCCACGGGUCUCUGGUCUCUCUCCCGGUCGGCGUUCUCUCCUCACAGCGGCGCGGUGUGCAGAGCUCCUCGGGGUCACUGGUUUAAACAUGGCUCUCCGUGUGGCGGUGAUCGGAGCGGGUGCGGCUGGUCUCUGCGCUGCACGCCACCUGCUGUCCAGACCCGGGACGUUCCUGCCUCCGAUUGUGUUCGAGGCGGGAGGACGCAUCGGAGGAACCUGGGCCUACGAGGAACGUGUGGGAACCUACGACAACGGGAGAGCCGUGCACAGCAGCAUGUACCAGAACCUCCGGACUAAUCUUCCCAAAGAGGUGAUGAUGUUCCCAGACUUCCCGUUCGAUCCAAAGUUGGACAGUUUCAUUCAUCAUGAAGAAGUUUUGAGAUAUCUGCAACAAUACUGCGACUACUUUAAAAUCACCCCUCACAUCAGGUUUAACACAGCAGUGGAGCGUGUGAGGCCUGUUACCAUGGAGACUGCCGACAGGAAGUUGAAAACCCAAUGGGAGGUGACGUCUUUAGACAACGCCGGGUCAGAGCGGACGGAGAGGUUCGACUCCGUGUUCGUCUGCUCCGGACACUACUCUGACCCUCACAUCCCUCAGAUCCCAGGCCUCCAGCACUUUAAAGGUGAGCUGCUGCACAGUCACAACUACCGUCGUCCGGAGCCGUACUCGGGGAAAACUAUCGUGAUUUUAGGAGCAAAAGCCUCGGCCAUCGAUAUCUCCAUGGAGCUGUCCUCUGUGGCUCAGAAGGUUUACCUGAGUCACAGACCUCCUCUUCUCACGUUUCCUCUUCCUCCGAACAUCUCAGAGGUAGAGUCCAUCAAGAAAAUCCAAGAAGACGGGACUGUGAUGUUCCAGGAUGGUGGAGUAGUUCGCCCUGACGUGCUCCUGCUCUGUACUGGAUAUAACUUCACGUUCCCGUUCGUGUCGGGGGCGGAGCUUGGCGUCCGGGUGGAGUCGGACUUCGUGGGGCCGCUGUAUCGACACCUGAUGCCGCCAUCUUACCCCUCCAUCUUUUUCAUCGGCCUGUGCACCCAGAUCUGCCCCUUCCCCCACUUCCACUGCCAGGUGCAGUACUGCCUGGCGGUCCUAGAGGGCGCUGUGACGCUCCCCUCGGUGCAGCAGAUGGAGCAGGAGAGCGGCUCGUGGCUGGAGGAGAGACUGAGGCGGGGGUUGCCACAGCGCCACCUGCUGAGGGUGGAGCAGGAGCAGUGGGAGUACUGCCGAGGUCUGGCCCAAGACGCCAACUUCUCCCAGAUCGGCGACGUCGUGAAGUCGCUGUUCCAGGAAGUGUGGAGGCAGCGGAGAGUGCACCCCGUACUCUACAGGAAGCACAACUACAGGAUGAUUAGUGACACCCAGUGGGAGAGGCUCGGCACUGACUAGACCGGUAUUGACUCUCAUCUCGAGCUCAAACGAUAUUUAACAAUCCAUCAGAAAUGUCGAAUUCAAAACAUGAAGGGAGCUGAAAAAAGUGCAGAAAUGCCCAGAGAUUACAAUCUGUUUUGGUCCUGGUUUAGUCCUGGUUUAGUCUUGGUUCUGCUGUAGUCCUGGUUUAGUUCUUGCGGUGUGACUUGCUCGUGACUGCAGAACCAUAAACUAAAAUCCUGAUAUUGUUGGGUUUUUUUUUAAAUUCACUUGGUAUUUUACUUCAAUGAAUCUAAACACAUGACACAUUUAGAUCUUUUAUUGUUUUGAAAACACUUUAUUCACCAAAAAACACAUGAACAUGUUUAUUGUAUCAGGUUUGUGAAGUUGCACUGUACAGUUUUGUAUCAUGUUUUUGUAUAUUUAUAGAGAAUUGUCGUGUGGGAGCAUAAGGGUGACGUGGGCUUGUGGGCGGAGCCUUGUACGUUAUUUCUACUUAAGAGGGUUGUGUAUCAUUUUCUAACACUACUGCUACUACAGACCUGCCCCUCCUCCACUCCCACUGUCAGAUAAACUACUGUCAUACUGUUCUAUUAGUACUAUUACUACUACAACUACUGCCACAACUAAUACUAUUACUACAGGACAGACUUGAUCAGAUCAUAUAUUGUUGGCUGAAGAAAAGAGGUAGAGCGCUUCACUGGGUCAUAAAAGGGUUAAACAAAAUAGCAGUACAGGUCUACGAGGGUUAAACUAGUAACCUUUAAUAGAAAGUUACCCUCACUGAAAAAUGUAAAAGUGGGCUAGGUCCGACUGAAAAUAUUAAAAUAUAAAAUCUAUUAUUGCAUGAAGGAAUACCAACAGUUUGCAUCCCUUUUCUUCCCCGUGCAAUAAAGGAUUUUUUAUAUAUUCAGUCAGAGUGCCUUGAGUUUGUACCUUGCCCACUUUUACAUUUUUCAGUAAGGGUAACUUUCUGUUAAAGCUUACAUUGUUGGCGUUUGUUUUAUAAGGCUGUAUUUGAUCUAAUUUUAAAUGAUAAGAGACUCGUCAUAAGUCGCAAGAAGAGGCUUUAAAAGAACAGUGUAACUUUCUGGAGGUGCCUGCACAUCACCUGCGUGAGUCCAUGGACACGGAAAGUUCACAACAUUAUAGCCAAUAGAACUAGUAUCAUUAAGAAGUUGCCGAUACAUUUCUCGAUACAGCUCACAUUCAGUUCAAUACGAUAUAUUUCAAAUCGAUUUGUCUGUGAUACUAAAAGUCUUUGUUAAACCACAUCUAGUGCAAAUUUGAAACACAAACAUUUUAAUCAUCAAAACAGUGAAAAUAUCAAAUGUGUCGCAUAAAUUUGUUUACUUCCUCUGAACAAACAAAAAAACUGUAGCUGCAACAAAAUAAUUUAGUAAAAUAAGCCAAAAAAAACGAUAUAUUGAUAUUUUUGCACACCCCUAAUAGUCAAACAAACAACAUUUCCAUGGGAACAAGCAGAAGGGCCUCUUCCAGGUCAAAUAAGUGACAGGUUUGUGGAAAUGCAAGCCCACUCACAGUUAGGUGUGUGCAAAAAUAUUAAAAUAUCGAUAUAUGGUAUCGUUUAAUGUGAUGAUACAGUAUCAACAUCGUGGGCUGCUGUAUCAAUAUAUCAUCAAGAUUAUUUUUUGGUAUAUUUUACUAAAUUAUUUUGUUACAGUGCUACAGUUUUGUUGUUUUUUUAAAGGAAGGAAACUCAUUUAUGCAUUUGACAUUUUCACUGUUUUGAUGAUUAAAAUGUUUGUGUUUCAUAUGAACUUUGCACAAGAAGUGGAUUAACAAAGACUUUUAGUGUCACAGACAUGAUUUAGGCUUUAUUUUUUAUUGUAUUUAAUUUUAUUUUUUAUUUUGACCCGUAUCGAUUUGAUUUGAAAUAUAUCGUAUCGAAUCGAAAGCUCACCGUAUCAAGAUAUGUAUCGUAUCGUGGCCUAUCUGUUGACUUCUUAAUGAUACCCAGCCUUAGUGACAGUAAAGUUUCCAAUAAAUACAACCAAAAAGUGUUUUUGGGCGGACACGUGGUUUCAGUUCUGUGUAAUAUGGUAAAGUCCAAAAUCAUAAGUUUCCUCACAGGAAGUGAACAGUGAAACAGUCAUUGCUCAAAAACAAACAGAACAAACCAAAGACAAUAACCCAAGAACACAACGACUGCUCUACAACCGUUUCCAACAUUUUCUUAAUCUGUGACACGCGUAGGAUUCAGCAGCAUCAUGUAAUCAUUUUGUUGCAAAGCUAUCCGCAGUUUUUUAUACAAAAGAUAAAAGUCAUGGAAAUUGAAAAUGUCAUUAUCCAGGCCUGGAAAAGUCAUGGAAUUUUAAUGUUUCUUUCAUGCAACUACAGCGUUCUGUUGGGUCAUGAAGGUUUGUGACUGACUUAAGUCAAUAAACAUUAUUCGUAAAUUAUAUAUUUGUUUUUCAAUAUAAAACCAAAAAUAAGAAAACAUAAAAACAACAAUUUUCUUCAUUAUUUGUUUUCAAAACCAAAAUGAAAAAACAGAUAAUGAUUAGUUUUUUCAGUUUUCGAUUUUGUGUUUAAAUGAAAAAUGGAAAAAACGGAUAACGACCGUUU
Molecule: messenger RNA, 4028 nt
Organism: Boleophthalmus pectinirostris (great blue-spotted mudskipper)
Lineage: Eukaryota; Metazoa; Chordata; Actinopteri; Gobiiformes; Gobiidae
Exons: 9
Coding region: 159-1457 (432 amino acids)
Molecular function (GO): N,N-dimethylaniline monooxygenase activity; NADP binding; flavin adenine dinucleotide binding
Source: RefSeq, a predicted model, not a curated record